CCCGCACUCGUGUACCUGGGCGUGAAGGGGGAAGGACAACGCCGUUCUUAGCUUAUCGGAGGACGCGAUCUAAGGAGCCCGCGUGGCUAUUCGUCAACAACUCCAGCCAAUGAGAGGCGUUGUUACUGGCCUGGCUACGGUCGCUCGUUGAUGAAGAAACAGAGACGUAUGAGGGGGAGAGAGAGGCGGUGAUGGUGUUGCGCCACUGUUUGAAAUAUAGCGCUGCUUGUUCUCUCGUUCCUUCUGCUUAUUGCGCUGUCGUCUUUAUUUUCUGCCGCCUCCCUAUGUUUGUUUCUCCCCCACCUUUUCUGCUUCUUAUAAAUGCUAGAUCUAAAUGAAGGAUGGAUUCUGACGAUGUGACAAUCAGAGAGCAAAACUUUCACAGCCAGGUCCGGGAGUACACAAUUUGUUUCCUUUUGUUUGCUAUUUUGUACACAAUUUCCUACUUCAUUAUCACCAAAUACAAAAGGAAACCAGAUGAUCAUGAAGAUGAAGAUGCCAUUGUCAACAGAAUUUCGUUGUACCUGUGCACAUUUACUUUGGCUGUUUCAGCUGGUGCGGUCUUGCUGUUGCCAUUUUCAAUUGUCAGCAAUGAGAUCCUGCUUUCCUUUCCACAAAAUUACUACAUACAAUGGCUGAAUGGUUCGUUAAUUCAUGGACUGUGGAAUCUUGUAUCCCUGUUCUCCAACCUUUCCCUGUUUGUGCUGAUGCCUUUUGCCUAUUUUUUCUUGGAAUCUGAAGGAUUUGCUGGAUCAAAGAAGGGAAUUAAAGCACGGAUCCUGGAGACUUUAGUUAUGCUUAUUCUUCUUGGACUGCUUAUUUUGGGAAUAGUCUGGGUAGCAUCUGCUCUGAUUGAUAACGAUGCAGCCAGUAUGGAAUCUUUGUAUGAUCUUUGGGAAUUUUAUCUUCCUUAUUUAUAUUCCUGCAUUUCGUUGAUGGGAGGUUUAUUACUUCUAUUGUGUACACCGGUGGGUCUAUCCAGGAUGUUCACAGUAAUGGGACAAUUGCUAGUAAAGCCUACAAUCCUGGAAGACUUGGAUGAACAAAUCCAUUGCAUCAUUCUGCAGGAAGAAGCGCUUAUAAGGAGAUUAAAUGGUGCUUAUAUGACAUCCUAUUUGAAAUAUGAUUCUGACGAACUUGAGCAAGAAUUGGAUGGUGUAAGAAGCAAGAGAUCAAAACUUGAACGACGCAAGAAAGCUUCCGCAUGGGAGCGGAAUCUGGUUUAUCCUGUUGUCAUGCUGAUACUACUGUCAGGAACGACAAUUUCUGUCCUUUUGGUUGCUUUCAAUAUCCUGGCUCUGUUGGUUGAUGAAACUGCAAUGCCAAAAGGAUCACAGGAACUGGGCCUUGGUAAAGCCUCUCUGUCUGCAUUUGGGUUUGUUGGUGCAGCGAUUGAAAUCAUUCUGAUUUUCUAUCUGAUGGUGUCCUCUGUCGUCGGCUUCUAUAGCCUCCGGUUCUUUGCAGCCCUCACUCCCACGAAAGACGACACAACCAUGACAAAGAUUAUUGGAAAUUGUGUCUCAAUAUUGGUCCUUAGUUCUGCAUUACCGGUUAUGUCAAGAACCUUGGGAAUAACCAGAUUUGACCUACUUGGAGACUUUGGAAGGUUCAACUGGCUGGGCAACUUUUACAUUGUACUCUCAUAUAAUCUAUUAUUUGCUGUGGUAACGUCUCUAUGCCUGAUUCGAAAAUUUACAUCUGCUGUAAGAGAAGAACUUCUUAAAGCUUUAGGUUUGAAUAGUCUACAUCUUUCAAAUAGGACGCAGGAGUCAGAGAAGGUUCUGCAUUCUGCAAAUGGACACCAAAAAUCAUUCUGAUACCUGAUAAAACAGCAGGCAACUUUCAGGAUGCAAACAAUUCAGUCAUAUGACAUUCCGCUCCCCUCAGUUCUGCCGGGAGUCUUGACAGUCAUUUAUUUUCAGCUGCUAGUGGAAGUCAGAGAAGGGUUCUAUUGUGGAACAAUGUUAUCUGAGAAGUGCACAGGAAGUACAUGUUUGGGACUCACUCCAUUUCAGCAAGAGUUUGAGGUAUGGCUGAAUGUGCUUUGCUUGGACUAUCAUGCAGUAUUUAGACUACCUUCUACACAUCUUUUGAUUAUGAUUUGAAAUCUCUUUGGCAGUGAUUAAAGUUUUGGGUCAUUAGAAGGCAAUUGCUUAGUUUCUCACUAAUACACUCACUCAGUACUACUUCUAGAAAAUGUGCUACCAAGGGAGAUUUUUUUGUGAAGUCUGGGCAUGCAAACAUGUUCUUCCAGGGAGCUCUGUUGCUUAGGUUGACAUUGUGGAGCCAUUCCCAGUUUCUGCUUUGGAACAGAAUGCCUCAUUUCCAAUUUAGCCAACCUGGACUCCAUCCUACCGCAGAUCACAUAAAACUGCAUUCCUACUGCAAUUUUAAUCAGAAAGAAAAUGUUUCUUCACUAACCUCUCCAGUAGCAUUAUGACAAGUCUGUUUACGAUCUUCUCUUGUAAAACAGAAAUUAAAUUUGUAUUUUUUAUUAAUGGUCCAAUCUGUGUUAAUGUCACUAUAAGGUGAAUGCUCCGUCCUUGGCACCAACUGGAAGCCAGUGUACUUGCACAAACCAGGAUCUGGAUACCGUUAGACCUAUUCUGACAGGUGACCUGCACAGUGUUUGGAUAAACAACUUGCAGCAAACCUGCUCCCUGUUUUUCCUAGUCUGUUUCAUUGAUUGUAGAGACUGGGAAUGUAUGGACAGCUAUUAUAAAUAUAAGUAUUACGUUUAUAAUUUCAAUAUUACUGCAACUGAGUAAUAAAUGUCAUUGGUAUCUUGAAUAUUAAAAUGUCCCACUCUAUAAUAGUCAUUAAAUGGUUAUAACGGAAAUGACUUUGGUAAGAAACAAGGUUAAUGCUCGGAGUUGUCAUUUGAAGCCAGUUGACUUACUUCAUGAUACGCACAUUUGAGACUUUGGGCAGAUUGCCCUCAUCUAUUCCCUGAUGGCAUGUUUGAAAGUAGGUGGUGCUAUGUAAUUGGGAACCCUGUCACAGUCCUUCGGCCUAAUGCAUUUCAAGGCAGAAAGACUUAAUGAUGGUCUGUCUACCUGUCUGGUUAACCAGUGGCUAGCAGGGAAGUCACCAUCUGGAGAGCAUAUAAAGCAAAUUUGGCUAUUGGGAUGGUUGUUCUCACUAUGAUGUAGACAUUGUUGGGUCAAAGGCAUUCACUGUCUGAUCAAGGAACCUGUCAUUGGGAAACUGGGAAGCCCACUGAGAGCCAUAAUUGUACUCUUUUUCUUCUGCCCCCCCCCCCCAAACCCAGGCCAGUGACCUCUCUAUUUUGCCCUCAAGUCUUCAGGGGUGCAUGUUCCUCAUUGAUUCCAGGCAAUUCCUUCAGUUAAUUACUGGCAGUGUACUGGUACUAAUUGGCAUGGAAAGCUACUGUCAUCUGAAAAAUGUGUUGCUGGAAAAGCGCAGCAGGUCAGGCAGCAUCCAAGGAGCAGGUGAAUCGACAUUUCGGGCAUUAGACCUUCUUCAGGGCAAUGUAUGGACAACCAUUAUAAAUAUGAGUUUUAUGUUUAUAAUUUCAAUGUUACUACAACUGAGUAAUAAAUGUCAUUGAUAUCUUGAAUAUUAAAAUGUCCCACUCUAAUUCCUGAUUCCUGAAGAAGGGCUUAUGCCCGAAACGUCGAUUCUCCUGCUCCUUGGAUGCUGCCUGACCUGCUGCGCUUUUCCAGCAACACAUUUUUCAGCUCUGAUCUCCAGCAUCUGCAGUCCUCACUUUCUCCUAGCUACUGUCAUCUGCUUGACUCACAGCUGUUUGGGUAUGUGCAGAGUAGGAAUUUUGCUCCAGGAUCCAACAGGCUGGUAAAGGGCAUUAAGCAUCUGAUGGACACUCAUUACCAAUCCUUUCCCAGUGGAGGUGAUAUUGGGCCCUGGCCAGUUUUCCAGUCAGAAAGCAAACCAGCGACCCCCCCCAACCUCGCCAACAUUAAAUUGUGGAUAUAAGUUUGCUUGCUGAGCUGGAAGGUUCGUUUUUAGACAUUUCAUUACCAUACUAGGUAACAUCAUCAGUGAGCCUCCGGUGAAGCGCUGAUGAUAGGUCCUGCUUUCUAUGUUGUUGUUAACUAGUAUGGUGACAAAACGUCUAAAAACAAACCUUCCACCUCAGCAAGGAAAGUUACAUCCAGAACCUCAACCUGAGCUACAGAUCUUCUCAAAACAUUACGUCCUGUCCUCAAAGCAAGAUAUCCCCAAGGUCAUUUCUGCCAUUGUUACAUUCUUGGUUUAUUGUUCUUGCUGUGCCGUUCUGUAGGAGCAGUUAAUCCUCUUCUAAACUAUUCAUCAUAAUUUUUUUGAAGUUAGGAUUAUAAGAAAGGGAAUUUUGGGGGAAAAAAAAUGAAAUUCAUAAAGAAAAGCCAGAUGUUUCAUCCGCAACAUGAAAUACACUGAAAGGAAUUCCGGAAAGAAAUAUGUAAAAAAAAAAAACCCUGCAAAUAAACCCUUGCAAUGAGCAGAAGUGGAUGUCCAUCAACAUCUGGCAAACAUGGCAUACCUUUCUACCUUCAUAAGAUAACCUCCAUUACUUUAUUUGUGAUGAUGUGAAGAGCCAUCCCAAAACACAAUUAGUAUUAACCUCCCCCCACACCACACCAAACCACAAACAUGUGGUGUCACGCUGCCUAAUUUAUAACAGUAACUGUCUUUAAAGGUAAUCCGUUGAUUGUAAAGUGAUUGCAAAGUCCUGAGGAUGUGCAAGAUAAUGCUCAAGGUUUUGCUUAUAACUCAUCAGUACGCUAAUUCAUUGCAGUUCUAAGCUUUUUUUAAAAAGUGCCCAAUAAUGGUUUGAGGUGAUCUAAGUGAGAUCUUCUUUAAUUGCAUAAGAAUUCUUUUUAGGAUUUGUGAAAAGGCGUGCUUCAGUUUAUGGUGUUUUUUUUAAAGCUGAACACUGGCAAAUUCAUGCCACAAUACUAGUUUCUCAGAUUAAUUUGUUCAAACUCUCUUCAUUUUUUGGGGAUGAUGGAAGGAAUUCCAAUUUCUAAUAUUACCAUGAACCCCGAAACAAUCAAGAUACUUGGACUAGUCUGCUGUCAGAAAUCUGGGUACCAGGGUAGAACCACAUUAAUACCAUUGUAGCCUGUGCCAUUCUAGGAGAUGUGGCAUGCUGUUCAAAUUUAUUUACAGACUAUGCUCUCAUUCUUCUGAAUUCUGCAGACCUUGGUUACCUUGCAUCAAGGUUAACUGUUUACAUUAGCUAUGAUCUGUUUUCAUAGACUCAUUUUAGACUGAACAAAACGGGGGUAGUUAGGAAAUAGUUAGACUAACAAGUAGCUGAAAGAAGGUUGUAUUCACCAAUGUCUGACAAUCUGUUGCCCAUCAACUUUGUUUUUAGGGAAAGAAUAUGAAGAAUACAUUUUGAAAUGUGUUUUAAGCUCAGAGUAAGUUCUGCAGUAAGCUGAGCCUGGAUUUUUGAAUGAUUUGGGAAAUUUAAAAAUAUUUUCACCUUGAGUCUUUUCAAAUAGGAAAUCUAUAAAAUGCAUGUGUCCUGUUUGACUGGUUUGUAAGAUUUGAAAACUUAAGAACCACUUCAACAUUUUAUGGUGAGUAAUUAUUACUUCAAUGUGUUGGCAAGCACUUUGUUGUUUACAUUCUUUUUGGUCCAAACUUUCCUUCAGUCACAUUAAUGGUAUAAUACUUGGCAUAUUUUGACCUUCAUUUCACUUCACGGCCACUCAUUCUUUAAUUGAUCAUGUCUUGCCAGCGCUGUUGUGGUGGUUCAUUGUAGAUUAAGUUCCAGAGGCUUUGUUGCUAGUCCUCAAUGAUACUUUGUGAAGUGGGUAUAUGGGUGGGUUGAUUUAUUCUUAAAUAGCAUGAGCAUUAUUGGUGUAAAUAAACCACUGAGUUCAUGGAACAUUUUCAGAAACAUUAGUGAACACUUGCUUGUACUCAUAAGGGCCGUUAAAUGGGGAGAAUAGUGUAAAUGGGGAGAAAGUUGUUCCAUGCAUCAAGCUAUUCCAUUUAUUUGUAAGCUUGUGUGUGAACAGAUCAAACUAGAUGCCAAAAUUCAGAUUGCUAUUCUAAACUUUUUUUAGUUAAGGUAGAAGUGACUAUACAUUAAGAAGAUUUGAUUUAUUGUCAUCUGAGAUGUUCAUUGUGGCAGAUGUGACAAUCUCAUGAAAUGUUUGUAGGACUUAAGAAUGCAGUUUGCUUCUAUUCUUCAAAACUAAGCUGUUAUUCAAUGACAUUUCAUUGAAGUUUCAUUUGAAUUAAAUAUUUCCGUUUUCCUAUCAGAGAACAUAUGAAGGAAUUUUAAUCUAUUGAGUUUUAAUGUACUUUUACACGAGUGGAAUGCAAGCAUGUCAGCUGUCAUACAGUAAUCCUUUUCCAGCUUCACUGAGAAAACGCCUCAAAAUUCUGCUAAACAGUAGUGCCAUAUGUGAAGCAUGUGAAUCCAUUAACAGAUUUAAGUCAUCAGUUCAAAAAAAUUUAAAUGCAAAGAGCUAGUCCUUGUGUUUGCACUCUGCAUCAUUGUGUUGAGCAACAGAGACCUUGGUCAUGAAGGCUGGGGCCCUGUGCAUUUAAGAGGAUACAUGCAGAGGUUAGCUUUUUUCAAGAAUGGUUUUUUUUAGAAAAAGCCAGUAGUAUAAAGGUGUGUCCUGAACACAAUCUGGACCAAUCCUGAAUACACAACUGCUGUGCUGUUAAAUUAAUAACUUCCAAAUGCAAAAUAAACAGUACCAAGCAGCUAUUAGGUUUUUUAAAAUAUUUAGUUAGUACCAUUAGCCCUUGGAUCUUGUGCAAUAACAGCAACACCACAGUAAGAGUUCCAGAUUUGGCAGGGAUGGCAUCAUGAUCAUCAUAAAGCCUCUGGUAGGUUUGUUUUGUCGUUGCUACUGAAUGCAAGAGACCUAAACAAAGGAAGUAUUGACCCUGGAUGGUUUAAAAAGAAAAUCGACCUUAUUUACUUUCAUCUACUAUAUCUUCAGUUUUAUUCUGUUUGUGUGAUGAUGUUACUCAGCCAUAUAUGCAAUCAUUUGCACAGUGACCAAAAGGCCUACUGGUAUCAUUUGAACCAGACAUUUACAAACCUUCCAGUUUCUUACUGAUAGAGUUUCUUUGUUAAUGACAAGUUCACUGUGAUUUCCUUCCUGCCUCCCAGCUGAAUAUCAUUGUUGAGAGUUUUUUUCUGAAGUCAUUCUUGUAGCAACAUUCAUGUACAUUUUACUGGUGUUUGUUAUGGUAAUUAGCAUAUUUUAUUGUCUUGUGCACUGUGAUAUGACUUGUUUUUUUAUAGAGUUAAGUAUUUCUGUCACAUUGUAAUUAAAAAGAAAUGCAAAACACAGAUUGUUUUGCUAUGUUCUGUUAGAAUUGCCCAUUUUGUGCUGCCAGUAAUAUUCCUGUUGGGUAAAGACCUGUGUUUUUAACUGCAUACAAAUAUGUAGUUUACCUGGCACACAUGUCCAUACUAACUCAUUGGUUGUGGGAUCACUAAUAUAAAAUAGGCAUUAUAGCAAGCUCUUUUAAAAUAUACAUGAAAAUCCAAUUGGUCCAAAUGUGAAAUUUUUGAUAACUAGGCUGUGAAGCAACACUUUAGAUUGUUUUCUUUUGUGAACGUCUUUUUGUAUAGGAGAGAGUGGCUCUAGUUUGUUGAAUUGGCAGCUGCAUUUUUUGUUUUACAAACUAUAAAGUUGUAAUGACAUCCUUGCAGGGAGUUCUGUUUGUUUAAGUUCAAGAUGUGCACUUCAUUAUUUCAGAAGAACCACUCUGCUUUUUAAAAUAGGCAUUCUGUGGUGUUACUUGAAACAAUGUUAAAUUUUGGUCUUAGUUCCAUUGUUUUAUUUUAAUUUCUAAAUUUAACUGAAGAUCAGGAGUGUUGGGUAAGGGUCUAAGUACAUGAAAUCCAGUCACAUUUCUCCAUUUAAAACAUAGGGUGUCUCAUUUUUAUCUGUUUAUCAUUGGGUGCAGAUAGGUUGCAUGGAGCCCAUAAACCAGCUUACUUCUGUAAGCCACUGUACAGGGCAAGACUGGUUAUAAAGAAAUGAAAAGCAGUUGUCUCUCUCAGAUUUGGCGACUAUCAGAAGAACCUUGUUUUAAAUUUUAGAUAUUUUAAUGCAUUGCGUUUUGUGCAUUUGUCACAAUGGCUUUACGUUCACUUGAUUUCCGUUUGAAGCUAUUGAGAUCGCAGGGCUACAUGUGUGCAACCAAAAGAGGAAAGAUUUAAAUUAGAGUAUUUCAAAACAAAGAUAUAGGAACAGAUAACAAUUUGUUGAGGUACUUGUUUGUUAGUGAAACUUGAUGGUCAUUUUGCUCUUCAUUCCAAAGACUUAUGAAAUUUUCCAGUGCAACAUUUUGAGCAAGUGUCAUGAAGUUUGCACGUUCUCUCAGUGUCUGCAUGGGUUUCCACACACAACCCAAAAAUGUGCAGGCUGGAUGGAUUAGCCAUGGGAAAUGCAGGGUUACAGGGAUAAGAUCUGGGUGGGAUGCUCUUCAAAGGGCCUCUGUGAAUUUGAUGGGCUGAAUGGCCUGUUUCCACACUGUAGGGCUUCUAUCAUUCUAUUACAAACCAGAUCUCAUGUUAGAAAUGUUUGAGGAGGAUUAGUGAAGACACACUUGAUGUGCAUGGAGUUUCCGCUCACAGGACCAAAGCCUAUGCCAGUCAUUGGGAGUUUGCAUGGUUUGAACACUGCUUCAUGGGCGUGAGUAACAGUUCAAAAUGGUAAAAAAUUUAUACUUAUUUGAGAGAACAAGAGUUUAGGAAAUGGAAUUGUCACACUGCACAGUUUCGUGCACAUCUCUGAAACUGGUACCAAGAUUCAGUUAAGGGAGCUGUAUACUGUGCAGUGCUAUAGCUAACCUUGUGUAGUAUUGGAUUUUCUUGCCUUUUCGUUGGUGUUAUGCAUAAUAUACAUUGAUAGCAACCUGAAUUAUACUGUAGUUCCCCAAUAAUUUGUAAGCAUUUAAAGUUACCAUUGGCAUAAUUUAGCUUUUAUUUCUACAAUUAAUGUUUAUUUUAAAGUUGAAGAAAAAUUGUGCAUUCUGGAAAGAAGCUUGUCCAAAAAAACUAGCUCUUCAUAAGAACCAUGUCUUGUUUAAAACAAAAUCUAGAACUACAGGGGCUGCACCUUUUUGAAAUGAUAGUUAAUGGAAAAGGUUUGUUUAAAUCAUGUUAGUUUACUUUCAUGUUAGUAAUCUUUCGGAACAUUUUGUUCAGCUUUCACAGUUUAAAAUAGUCAAUAACAAAAUCUGACAAAUAUUGUUUGAUGUCCAGCAGUUUCCCCCAUCAUCAGAAUUAUUGCAUACUUUAAAUGGCAUUAUUACAUGUUCUGAAACAAACAGCAUUUUGUUCUCGUACACACUUUAUUUACAUUUACAUUUACAUACACUGAAACACAACAAGCAUGCAGCUGCCAAUUCAUUAGUUAAGUUGUUCAUUUUGAUUCCUAGGAUGUCUGUCCUGGGUAUUGCAGCUGUUGAUAUAUUGCAUGUUAGUACUUUCAUUGUUGGCACUAAGAGAAUGUAUCAUCAACAUUGUACCUAUAAUAUGUUUUUUUUUUGUAAAAUAGUUUGUAAUCAAAGUUUACAUUGUAGCUUCUCUUGUGUUUACAAUAAAUUUCAAUGAACUGUG
Messenger RNA from Chiloscyllium plagiosum (whitespotted bambooshark), 9574 nucleotides. It is a transcript of the gene lmbr1, whose product is annotated as limb development membrane protein 1. Gene Ontology annotation, cellular component: plasma membrane. Lineage: Eukaryota; Metazoa; Chordata; Chondrichthyes; Orectolobiformes; Hemiscylliidae. The record is from RefSeq and is a predicted model, not a curated record. Gene Ontology annotation, biological process: signal transduction. Gene Ontology annotation, molecular function: transmembrane signaling receptor activity.